Messenger RNA from Magallana angulata, 1890 nucleotides. RefSeq names its product purine nucleoside phosphorylase LACC1-like. The record is from RefSeq and is a predicted model, not a curated record. Lineage: Eukaryota; Metazoa; Mollusca; Bivalvia; Ostreida; Ostreidae. Gene Ontology annotation, molecular function: copper ion binding. The transcript is spliced from 2 exons. Bases 138 to 1340 code for a protein of 400 amino acids.
GUUGCAUAAUAAGGGACUUCCCUUCUGCUGUUCGAAGUUGAUAUACUUUCACUUCAGGUUGAAUUGAUCGUACGUUUUCGGGUAACUACCCAAGGGAAAAUCCUUAAUGUAGGAGUAUUAGAAUAUAAAAGGGCACCAUGACUUUGGGAGUAGUGUUGUUGUCAGACGAUUUCGCUGAGAAGGACAGCGAGCAAGUUGCUCGUGUUUUGGACGAGGAGCAAAGCGUGAAUGUAGAUGUUUGCAUCUUGUUAACUUCAGACACCGUCCCAGAUUUCAUUUCAAACAUGCCCAGAGGCAAGUUCACAGAAAAAGUUAUAGAAAUAUCAGACCAAGACUUUAUUUCUGGGUUUCUUACAGCUAAAAACAAGCUUGACGAAGUUAUGUGUCCAGAAAUUAAGGUUAUCUGCAAGCGUAAGCAAGAGGUAACUUUUCUGUGUCAGGUCAUGUUCACACCAGCAGUGCAGUGGAGCAUUGUGUCGAUCGGUGAAGACAAGAGUUCGAAGAGCGCAACCCUGGAGAACAUUACUCAAAAGGUCAAGGACUAUCUAAGAAAACGGAAGGCUUCAGACGAGGUGAAAAUACUUCGGUCAACCCUGAUACCUGAUGACUUGUUUUAUCAUGGAUUUAGCACAAGAACAGGGGGUCUUUCUUCCAUUCCUGGUAUGAAAUCUUUAAACGUGCUUUAUACGACGGCCAAACGAGACCCACUAGUUUUGAUAGAAGAAAACAGGCGUCGUCUUGCAUCUAAAGCGGGAUUUGACGUAGAGACACUUUAUAUUGCAAAAGCCGUUCAUGGGAAUACGGUUUAUGAAAUAGGAACAGAUCCUCCUGAUGGAGGCUAUGAUGGCGUAAUCAGCAAUAAAUCGAACGUCACAUGCGCAGCCCCUGGCGCAGACUGCGUUAUCAUCCUCUUUGCAGACCCCAUACAACACGUCUUUGCUGCCAUUCAUUCAGGGUGGAAAGGCACAGUAGCAAAGAUCCCAUCAGUGACAGUGAGAAGUAUGCACGGGAAGUUUGGAAGUAAACUAGAAGAUAUAGUAGUUGUAAUGGGGCCAUCAAUUUGCAAGAACUGUUUUGAGUUUGGUAAAGACGACAUCCAACAAUUUGAGAACAUCAACCCUCAAUGUGUCCUUAACAAAGGCUUGGAUAGAAAUCCCACGAUAGAUCUUAAGCUUGCUAUUCGUACUCUGUUAGAGGAAGAAGGUGUUUUGCCGGAACACAUUGAUAACACGACCACUUGCCCAUGUACGGUGGAGAACCCGAAUCAGCUCUUCUCUUAUCGAAGAGACGGGCGGCCAUUCGGAAACCAGAUUGGUUUCAUUGGACUAAGGUCAAACUAAAGAUUUAGUUGAAAUACUGACUAAUGUAACAGUGUCUUUUAGAAUUUUGAAAAAAUAUGCAACACAUUUUUGGUUUUUAUAUUCCAACAGAGAAAGAAUCGUUUUCAUGUUUAUUGUUACAAUGCUGCAAAGUACAUAAUGUAUCAUAAUGUUAUCAUGCAUGUACAUGCACUGACAUAACCUUUGCUAUGUUGUAUUCAGAGACAUAUUUAAAAUAACAUUGUAGAAAAAAUUCAAUGGCUAGAUAAACUUAAAUUUUUGAUAAGUACUAUUAUGAUGAACGUUUUACACAUAUUAUCUUAUACAGUUAUAUUCAGCUGUUUAAAAGACCUUAUGUAGUCGUCAUGAUUCAUAAGUUAAUUAAUGAUUUAUUAAUAAACAUUUCUCCAAAAAAAAUACAAUUUUAUAAAAGUCUUUUAAAUUCCAAUUUGAGUCUUACGGUGGCUUUAAUUUUGCAGUUAAGAUUUUCCACAAUCUUAACUUUUUAACAGGAAAUACACGCAACAGCUUCAUUCAUGAAACUGAGAAAAAACCUAUUCAACAAUUUGAU